GCGCCCGGCCGCAGCAUGAGCCAGGCUGAACUGUCCACCUGCUCGGCGCCGCAGACGCAGCGCAUCUUCCAGGAGGCGGUGCGCAAGGGGAACACGCAGGAGCUGCAGUCGCUGCUGCAGAACAUGACCAACUGCGAGUUUAACGUGAACUCCUUCGGGCCCGAGGGCCAGACAGCGCUGCACCAGUCGGUCAUCGACGGCAACCUGGAGCUCGUGAAGCUGCUGGUCAAGUUCGGCGCCGACAUCCGCCUGGCCAACCGCGACGGCUGGAGCGCGCUGCACAUCGCCGCGUUCGGCGGCCACCAGGACAUCGUGCUCUAUCUCAUCACCAAGGCCAAGUACGCGGCCAGCGGCCGGUGAUGCCCGACCCCACCGGGCCUGACCGGCCCCGGGCUCGCGCCCAUCGUCUCUGCUGUACUUUCCCGCCAACUACCUCGGUGCGCGCCCGGCGCCCGCAGACACGACGAGUCCGCGCCCACGGAGGCCCCGCGUCGGCCGGGGGUCAGCGCCCCCCCGCGGCCGCCCGGCCCGGCCGGGCCCAGCGCUUCCCACGGCCCCGCCCGCAGCCUCGCGGGUGGGGGCGGGGCGCGGGCUCCAGCGCCUUUGAAAUCUGAGUCUCGCUACCAGCAAGUUCGGAAUCCCGAGAUACCGGAUCCUCCGCUCGAGAUGUUUUCCCCUGCAGGUGGAGGGCGGGUGGCGGGGACGCCGGGCUCCGGGCUCCCGACCGACCGCAGGACCCGCCCGGCGCUGCCCGCUGCUGCCCAGGGGCCCCGCGGGGUGAGCGGUGCCCGGACGCCGCCGCGAGCAGACACUCCGCCGCGGUUCCUGGUGUCCCAAACUAUUUAUCAUGUGUGUGUAUUUGUGGGUGAAGUUCGUGCGCCUGAUUUUUUGUUUGUCUGUUUGGAAAAAUAUAUAUAUUGUGCGUGGUCAAUGUGGCUGUGGGGGGGUGCUCUUUUUUUUUUUUUUCCCUUCUAGUCCUAAAACUAAAACUUGAGUCUGUCAUUUCUUGGUUGCACUGAAGAUACCGCCCAGCCUGAUGGUUUUUCUCGAGCUGUCCUUUCGCCCCACCUCCUUUUCUCUCCCUCGAUUCUUUCUCUUGGCCUUUCCACUCCCCGCCUCUCUCUGUCUCUCACUUGGUGAGUUCGGGAGCCCCAGGCCUCCCUCCGCCUUUUCCCUUGAGAUUUUGCAGUUCCCACGGGAGCUUGGGUGCUCGGGCAUGGCGGUGGGGGAAUCCUACCUUUUCUAGUGAAUUCUUAGUAUAGUUUUAACAGUUGCACACUUUUUAAGAGAAAAAAGUAAAAGGAUUUGCCACGAUUAAAUGUCAUAACAUUUAUGACAAUAUAAAAUAUUAACCUAUUUUAAGCCAAGUUUUAGGUGUAUUUUUUGAAUCUUGGUUAUAAACCCAAUUUUAAAGGGCGUUGUAUUCAGCGUUGUGAAGGCAACAGUGUACCCAUAUUUAUAUUUUUAUAAAAUGCCUUUAAGACUGUGAA
Messenger RNA from Erinaceus europaeus (western European hedgehog), 1490 nucleotides. RefSeq names its product NOTCH regulated ankyrin repeat protein (gene NRARP). The transcript has a single exon. Gene Ontology annotation, molecular function: enzyme inhibitor activity; phosphatase regulator activity; protein binding. The record is from RefSeq and is a predicted model, not a curated record. NCBI's taxonomy places the organism in Eukaryota, Metazoa, Chordata, Mammalia, Eulipotyphla, Erinaceidae. Bases 16 to 360 code for a protein of 114 amino acids. Gene Ontology annotation, cellular component: cytoplasm.